This is a messenger RNA of Alternaria atra, 495 nucleotides long. RefSeq lists its product as uncharacterized. NCBI's taxonomy places the organism in Eukaryota, Fungi, Ascomycota, Dothideomycetes, Pleosporales, Pleosporaceae. The record is from RefSeq and is a predicted model, not a curated record. Gene Ontology annotation, biological process: polyketide metabolic process. Bases 1 to 495 code for a protein of 164 amino acids. The transcript is spliced from 2 exons.
AUGUCAGACAACAAGUACCCACCCGUCAAGCAGAGUACAACUCAAUCCGACGUGGAGCAGAAGAACGUCGACAUAGUGAAAGAGUAUAUGCGCCUAGCCUACUCUCCGUCCGAAAACAAAGGCGCUCAAACUGUCGCCCACCUUUGCCAUGAUCACGCCUACUUCAUCGCCCCAACCACCUUCCCUGGCGUCAACUCGCCCCAAGAAUACGCUGAAUCGCAUUCUAAAGUCAUGGCCGCAGUGUCUGAUCUGCACAUCGACUCAUACGAUGUCAUCUUUGCAAAAGGUGGACACGUGUGCUUGAGGUAUAGUGCCAGUGGAAGCCAUUGCGGAGAGCCGCAUAAUGGGAUCGAGGCCAGUGGGAAUAAGGCGGCUUGGCAUGCUGCGGCUAUUUUCGAGGUUGAAGAUGGGAAAAUCAAAGGGUGGACCAAGGAGUGGGAUAAGCUGCAUAUGUGGAAGCAGUUGGGAUGGAUGAAGGGGGACGAGUAUGUGUGA